CUGCUUCUUUCCGGCAGCCAUGAAAGUGAUGACGGACCAUGCCAUUCAUAGCUCAUUCUUCUGCUAUGGGCAAAGGCAGCUAACCCCUCAACUAGCGGAAGUUAUAAGAACAGCGAGAAGGUGAAGGUCCCCCUGCCUCUCCCCUCUGCCUGCAGGUACCGAACUCUACACGCGACGCGCGCUGCACCCGGAAUUCUACAUGGAAGCAACAAAUCAACAGUCGGUCGAUUUAUAUGUGUCGGUACGAGAUACUGGGUCGCGGGCUAUUAUAUUGGCAGCGUAAGAAAUCCAAAAAAGACAUAGAGCUUUCUUCUAGGUCAGUCUUGCGAACUGGUGCCGCAAUUGUCCACUUUGGUUAUCAUUGCGCCUUGCCUGACUUCCUCCGCAGAGAGCUCCCAACAGAAUGCUCCACGAGGUCCUCCUCUCCCUAUCCGGCCAACCGUCGCCAUUAUUCAACCUCUCCACCGAAGAAAACCUCGUCGCUGAAGAUACUUUUUCCCUCCUGUCUCCUCCGGAGAAAGCCCUCCUCACCCCCCUUGCCCGUCUAAGUCGACUACAUGCCAGUCUGCGCACUCACACGGCUCGAAUCUCCUCCUCCCAUGACUCCGUGAUAUGUCGAGCCGUAUCGACGGCAAUCAGCACGCAACACCUUGGCGCGUUCCAGAAGAAGAUCAUUGAGGUCGAAAGAGCAAUCCUAUUGGAAGACAGUGGAUAUGUUGGCGGGUAUGGAAUUGUGCCAUUGUCAACUAUUGUUGGAGAGUUUUCGCCCUGGACGCGACGACUGGAAUGGCUGUGGGAGGUAGCGAGGUUUAUUCUGCCCGAGGGGAGGCACGAUAGCUGUACUGGUGCAUCUUUGAUCGACUUCCUUCGGGCAGAAGCGCAGACUGGAUACGCGGAUAUUGAAGAAAUGGCAUUGCACCUGGUCGGUGCAGCCGAGACGGCUUGGAUGAGGCAAUUGUCGACAUGGCUGUUGUAUGGGAAUUUCCCAGUAUUGGGAAAAAGCGAUUUCUUUAUACAAGACGAAAGUGCAAAUUCUGGCAAUCACUCCGCAACUACGUCCAAUUUUAUUCUACAUACAAAGCUGCUACCAAAGUUUGUUUCGCAACAGACGGCGUCGUCCAUCUUGUUCAUUGGGAAAACUUUGAAUCUCAUUAAAGCAAAGCGAAGUACUUCGACAGGGGGCUUUUCAAGUGGACUCUCGACGGCACCGGUCACUCUUCAUGGUGAUCACAUCGAGUAUCUUGCCGCCCUCAAAUCUCCUAUAUCCACUUCAAAGCUAUCCAUGGCGAUAAAAUCGAUCCGCUUAUCGUUGGCGCAGAGCACAGUUUCCAAGCUCCUCCCUCUUCCGAAGAUUCUCGAAGUUCUAUCUGUUCUCCACGACUUUUUGCUGUUAAGGCGUGGUGAAUUUGCGACUGCUUUGGUAUCGCAUGCUGAUCGCCGGCUACAAGAAAGACGUCGAAAACCAGAGGCCCUAGGCCCCAGAGACAAACCCGCCGGGGUUCUCCGAGGCCUCGCCGUUAAAGAGGGCGACGUUACGGCCGCGUUGGCACAAACCUGGGCCGAACUUUACUCAUUACAGAAUGAGGAGGACCCUCAGGACGACGAGCUUGAUCUUGCUAGGGACCUUCUGAGACUGUCAGUUAAUGACUCAAAGGAAAGCCAGCAGUCAGUCGAAGAUGGGGUGGACCUUGGGCAGGUUAGCGACAUUUCUAAUAUUGUUUUCGAGGAUCUUCUUUUCCCAACACCGACAUCACUUUCGGUACAAGUACGCCCACCUCUCGAUUUAUUCCUCUCCUCUUUCGACAUCUUCACUUACUCUAAAAUCCAUUCUUACCUGUUGGGUAUCCGGCGCGCUCAAAUACAUCUCGGUGACUUAUGGAAGCGUACGUCUUUGCGCAGGAGCUAUCCAUCACCAUGGGGCCCACCUCGAAGCAGUACUGUUUUCGGACAAAACAAGCUUAAGAUGGGGCGGCAAAGGGACAACGCACGACUUCAUCAAAUGAGGCCAAUUUGGGCAACGAGCAGUGCCUCGCUUUUCGUGGUGUCUGAGAUAGGGAGUUUUUUCCAGGGUGAAGUUAUCAACGGCUCCUGGCAACACUUUCGAGACUGGAUUGAGGGGCGACCAACUUCCGUAGGCUCGUCAGUUGGUUCCCGACCGCAAACUGCAGCGUCGUCGAAGACCCAGGAAUCCGGCUUCGAAGGAUUUGGUCAAACUGCGACCCAGCGACAUGACCCCGAAACAUUGACCAUUGCACAUCGUGGGUAUCUACUCUCUAUCGUGCAAUCUCUAUUCUUGACGGAUGUGCCUUUCACCAAGGCUUUACGGUCCUUUCUUACAAGCGUCGAUCAUUUCAUCGCCCUAGUGGUACGCCUCGAAGGCAUUCAACGAAACAUGGAUCUUGAAACGGAUGAAGGCGUCGUGGAUGCACUGGUAGACUAUGCCGGAGAAGAAAGAGAAGUUUGGCAAUCGUUGAGUGCUGCGCGCCAUCAGGUGGAGGUGGGAAUUAAGAACGUCGUGGCCCGGCUAAGGGAUAUUGACGACAAUCGAUCAGGAGAGGGACGAAAGAUGUUCAAUGCAGCUAGACCACACACUGGACUCUUGUCAGCUCCCCCGCAGAGCGGCACCAGCGCAGAAUCGGCCAUCGAUCAUUAUGUGCCACGGAAGGCGGCUGGAGUUGACCGACUGCUGAUGAAACUGGACUUCGGGAAUGCCAAUGGAAGCGUCGACGGGGUAAACAUGAAAGCGCAGUGACGAAUGUAAUGGUCUCUAGAAGAGUAGUUAUCAGAUAUCAAGUGUCAGGGCAAAUCAGCUAGUCCCGAUCCGGCUAGUCCAAGCAAACAAGCAAACAUCCACUUUGAUUUUCAUCUAAAAAGAAUCUCGAGAAUCGCUCUUCUUCUGCCCAAGGAGUACGCGCGUUCGGACUGCGUGCCUGAACUAAGUACCAAUCCCUCAAUCCUGAGGAGAGUCUUCCGCUAUUCUGCGCGUAUGUCCUGGCUAGAGUUUCUUGCUUCUCCGGAAGCAUCAUUGGAGCAUUCCACGGUCGCGAAAACCACUUUUAUUCUAUUCUAUGGAUAAGACACGUCUUCCCCUGGGCUGAUGAUUUUUCAUCCACAACUUUUCCAUCAAUGUGGAAGUAGGCAUUGCUUUGCAUAGCCUAUCUCACGCACCAAAAUGGCCACGACUGAACCAAUCAGUCAUCGUGAUGACGAGUAAAACGGUUGGGGAUCCAGGGACAUCUCAUCAACAUUCAACAGUCAAACUUUCUGCUGUCUAUCGGCAUAUGGGCUUACUCGGUCUCCGGGCCGCAGCACUCAUGCAGGAAUAUCGACAGAUUUCUCGCCGGAGAUUAAACAAAAAGCAAAGAAGAUAAAACUCUGAAGACGCACAUGAUUCAGGGUCCAGUCUUGUCACGGUUGCCUAUUUGGGUAACCCGAGGGGAUCUCCACCCGAAAGGAUAGUUUCAUUUGCCUGCGGAUCUCGUCCAGUUCUGCUCUCUGCUCUGGUUUGUCGGACUUGCAUUCCUUCGAAUAUUUAUUUUUACUUUGACUUUCUAUGCUUCUUUUUUUAUCUUUCGAUCCGGAUGCCGUUUUCUCCCUGGGA
This is a messenger RNA of Aspergillus melleus, 3601 nucleotides long. RefSeq names its product putative gamma-tubulin complex component GCP4. The record is from RefSeq and is a predicted model, not a curated record. Gene Ontology annotation, molecular function: gamma-tubulin binding; microtubule minus-end binding. The transcript has a single exon. Gene Ontology annotation, biological process: meiotic cell cycle; cytoplasmic microtubule organization; microtubule nucleation. Bases 404 to 2752 code for a protein of 782 amino acids. Gene Ontology annotation, cellular component: gamma-tubulin complex; equatorial microtubule organizing center; spindle pole. NCBI's taxonomy places the organism in Eukaryota, Fungi, Ascomycota, Eurotiomycetes, Eurotiales, Aspergillaceae.